CCUACCUUUGUUUCAUUUUAGCGAGGCUAGCACUAGGUAGUUCAGGCUGGCCUCAAACUCGUAGUGGUGAUUUUCUUGUCUCAGUCACCGCGUGUGCCACCACGCCAGGCUUCACGUUUUGCUAUUUGAAAAAAAGGUUGCGUGGAACCGCUUAGAUCCUUCAGGAUUGGGAUCCUGGAGUUUUGCUGCACUCACCCCCCCCCAAUAUCUCCCAGUUAGUAGAGGGCUUGGAGUUGUUAGAUCCAUCUUUGUGUUUGGCCUCUUUAAGUGGGUUUAGUUGGGUGUCGGAAGAUCUAGAUGAACAUGAUUCCUACUCUCCUAGAGAAUGCCUAGGGUUAGAAAGAGUAGCAAUGAUAUUUUGUGCAAAUACCCCCACCCCACGGCAAAGGGAGUUACUAUGUAGUUUCCUUUUUGGUGGGUGGGUAGCGGGGAUUGAACUCGGGACCUUGCACUUGGAGGCAGGCGCCAGAACCCGCCAUUUGCAGAUUGUUUUUACUCGUCUUUUAUCCCAGCCUGGGCUGGCCUUGAACUCAUGGCCUCGAACUCCUGCUGACACAGCUCCUCAAGUGCUGGGAUAACAGGUCACGAUGUCUCGGGAGUCAGAUGCGGACAGUCAGCAGUCCUACGGCGGCGGCACCUCUUCUCAGGCUCACGGCAGUGGUACGAGUUUACAAACCCAAGGUGGCCUCACUCCGUCCCAGGGCAGUUUCUCCCAGUCCCUCGGAAUCGGUUCACAGUCUCACGGGUCCUUGUCGCAGUCCCAAGGCACUUCCAGCUCCUCCACUGGCACAGUGUCCACCUCCAGCCAGUCCUCUCAGUCCAGCUCUGGGACGCUGAGCUCCUUAGAGACUGUGUCUACUCAGGAACUCUGUUCUAUUCCUGAGGACCAAGAACCCGAGGAACCUGUUCCUGCCCCUUGGGCUCGGCUGUGGGCUCUUCAGGAAGGAUUCUCCAAUUUCGAGUGUGUUAAUGACAACUACUGGUUUGGGAGGGAUAAAAGCUGUGACUAUUGCUUUGAUGAACCACUUCUAAAAAGAACAGAUAAAUAUAGGACAUAUAGCAAGAAACACUUUCGGAUUUUCAGGGAAAGGGGCCCUAAAGACUCUUACAUCGCAUACAUAGAAGAUCACAGUGGGAAUGGAACCUUUGUAAAUACAGAGCUUGUAGGAAGAGGAAAACGUCAUCCGUUGAGUAACAAUUCUGAAAUUGCACUUUCACUAUGUAGAAAUAAAGUUUUCGUAUUUUUUGAUCUGACUGUAGAUGAUCAGUCAGUUUAUCCCAAGCAAUUAAGAGAUGAAUACAUCAUAUCAAAAACUCUUGGAAGUGGUGCUUGUGGAGAGGUAAAACUGGCCUUUGAGAGGAAAACGUGUAGGAAAGUAGCCAUAAAGAUCAUCAGCAAAAGGAAAUUUGCUAUCGGUUCUUUGAAAGAGUCAGUGGACCCAGCUCUUAACGUUGAAACUGAAAUAGAAAUUUUGAAAAAACUAAACCACCCUUGUAUCAUCAAGAUUAAAAACUUUUUUGAUGCAGAAGAUUAUUACAUUGUUUUGGAAUUGAUGGAAGGGGGAGAGCUAUUUGACAGGGUAGUGGGGCACAAACGUCUGAAAGAAGCUACCUGCAAGCUUUAUUUUUACCAGAUGCUCUUGGCUGUCCAGUACCUUCAUGAAAAUGGGAUUAUACAUCGGGAUUUAAAGCCAGAGAAUGUUCUACUGUCAUCUCAGGAAGAGGACUGUCUUAUAAAGAUUACUGAUUUUGGGCAGUCCAAGAUUUUGGGGGAGACCUCUCUCAUGAGAACUUUAUGUGGUACCCCCACUUACUUGGCUCCUGAGGUGCUUCUCUCUAUUGGGACUACAGGGUAUAACCGAGCUGUGGACUGCUGGAGUUUAGGAGUUAUUCUGUUUAUCUGCCUUAGUGGGUAUCCACCUUUCUCUGAGCAUAAGACUCCAGUGUCAUUGAAGGAUCAGAUCACCAGUGGAAAGUACACCUUCAUUCCUGAAGUCUGGGCAGAUGUCUCAGAGAAGGCUCUGGACCUUGUCAAGAAGUUGUUGGUGGUGGAUCCCAAGGCACGGUUUACGACUCAAGAAGCCUUAGGUCACCCAUGGCUUCAGGAUGAGGACAUGAAGAUUAAGUUUCAGAACCUACUGGCUGAGGAAAAUAAGCCGUUGGCUCUACCCCAGGUCUCACCCCAGCCUUCCACGAGUCGAAAACGGCCUCUCGAAGCCGGAGCCGAGGACACCAAGACCACAAAGCGUCCAGCUGUGUGUGCUGCUAUGUCAUGAACACUGUGAUCUGAACGUGAAAGAAAUGUCUCUUUCCCUCUGCUGUCAUCUUAUUUCUUUAAGUCUGUUUUUUUAUAGCUU
This is a messenger RNA of Fukomys damarensis (Damara mole-rat), 2357 nucleotides long. RefSeq names its product checkpoint kinase 2 (gene Chek2). Gene Ontology annotation, biological process: protein phosphorylation; mitotic DNA damage checkpoint signaling. The transcript is spliced from 16 exons. The coding region runs from base 588 to 2276 and encodes 562 amino acids. Gene Ontology annotation, cellular component: cytoplasm; nucleus. Gene Ontology annotation, molecular function: protein serine/threonine kinase activity; protein binding; ATP binding. The record is from RefSeq and is a predicted model, not a curated record. NCBI's taxonomy places the organism in Eukaryota, Metazoa, Chordata, Mammalia, Rodentia, Bathyergidae.